AUGGACUGGGAGAAGUCAAUGAACCGAUCCAGGGUGAACGCUUCUAUUCCAGCUUCUUCUUCAUCUCCAUUCAUGUCUGACUCUUCAUCCUCCUUUUCCUCCUCUUGCUGCAACUGUUCUCGCUCCUUCUCAACCUCCCCAUUCUCAACUCCUUCCUUUUCUGGCCUGGACCUCCUGUUCGACCUGAAGCUCCUCUUCAUCCCUCUCUACUCUGCUGUGGUCCUGAUCGCCUGCUCCGGCAACCUCCUCCUGCUCUUCCUCAUCUCGCACAACAAGAAAAGACAUAGCCCCACAAAUUUCCUCAUCAGCAAUCUGGCGCUUGUUGACCUGGUCAUGUGCAUCUUUUGUGUCCCUUUGACGGCAUCCUACACUUUUGACAAGCGUGGAUGGGUAUUUGGACCGACAUUGUGUCAUUUUGUCACUGUCAUGCAGUCUGCAGCUGUCUUCGCAGCGGUCCUGUCCCUCAUGGCCAUUGCAAUCGAUCGCUACGUCGUUGUGGCAUAUCCCAUUCGGAAAAGAGCAGGUUGCCAGUUUUGCUGGGGUCUGGUGGUCCUAAUCUGGCUUUGCUCCCUGGCUUUAUCCACACCUACAGCGCUGCACACCGUCUACCUAGACCUGCGGGCUGCAGGCCUGCAGAUGGCCGUGUGUGAGGAGUUCUGGGAUGAGCAGGAGCGAGGUCGCCUCGUCUACUCCUGUUUCAUUCUUUUCUUCUCCUACUUUGUCCCACUGGCUGCUGUCUCCAUUUCCUACUGUGCUAUAUCCUAUCAGCUGAAGCAGAGGACCACAUCUGGCUUGACAGCAUAUCCAGAACUGAAGUCUGCGCGAGCUGCCUGGAGCAGACGGAGGAGGAAGACUUUCUACCUGUUGUUGGUGUCUGUCAUCUGUUUCGCCUUCUCAUGGCUCCCCUUACAGGUGGUGAAUCUGAUCCGUGACCUGGACACAGACUUCUCCAUCUUGGGGAAGAAUUAUGUAAAUGUCAUCCAGGUGUCAAGUCACCUGUUUGCCAUGAGCUCCGCCUGCUACAACCCUUUUAUUUACGCCUCAUUACACGACAAGUUCCUGUCCUACCUGUGUCACCACUUCCUGUCCCGGAGGAGAAGAAAAUGAAAAGACCGGGGUCAAGGGUCAAGCAUCCUGACAGUGUGUCAUUGAAUGACACGUCUUCACACCUCCACCAUCGUUGCAGAUUUAACCUGUGCUGUCGUACAUAACAUGUUUCCUCAAGACAACUACGCCUAA
Messenger RNA from Xiphias gladius (swordfish), 1239 nucleotides. It is a transcript of the gene prlh2r, whose product is annotated as prolactin releasing hormone 2 receptor. Gene Ontology annotation, cellular component: plasma membrane; neuron projection. Gene Ontology annotation, molecular function: neuropeptide Y receptor activity; neuropeptide binding. The record is from RefSeq and is a predicted model, not a curated record. Lineage: Eukaryota; Metazoa; Chordata; Actinopteri; Istiophoriformes; Xiphiidae. Gene Ontology annotation, biological process: G protein-coupled receptor signaling pathway.